Heterotrigona itama is the source of this 429-nucleotide messenger RNA. NCBI's taxonomy places the organism in Eukaryota, Metazoa, Arthropoda, Insecta, Hymenoptera, Apidae. The record is from the annotation of a GenBank genome assembly.
AUGUUGAAGUUAAUCUGAUUUGUCAGGUAUGUAUAGUUAAUUUCGUUGUUUAAUAUAUUGUGUUAACAGAGUUAAUUGACUAAUAGUCCUAUGCUGUUCUAAAAUCUCAAGACGCGAACAUAUUUGUUAUUCAAUGUGCCAUAAUGUAGGCAGUAUAUCGUUAUUGUAUGUCAUCAUUAUAUUUGAUUCAGGUAUUCCGAUGAAUAUCAAAAAAGUGACCUGCUCCAAAGCAAAUAUUUAAUCAGUUUAAUCACAUUGAAUGAGUUUGAACAUCUUCACGUAGUAAGAUCGAGUCUUAAAUUGUCGUCUAUUCAACUAGAACACGAUGAACUAACAUUAGAGAAUUAUGUGUGUAGAUAUCGGUAAGUAGAUUUAGAAAUUACUCUUACUAUUGUUAUAAAUACAUAAUAUAACAGUAAUAAAGUGUAA